This is a messenger RNA of Saccostrea cuccullata (small rock oyster), 2305 nucleotides long. RefSeq names its product ELAV-like protein 2. NCBI's taxonomy places the organism in Eukaryota, Metazoa, Mollusca, Bivalvia, Ostreida, Ostreidae. The transcript is spliced from 4 exons. The record is from RefSeq and is a predicted model, not a curated record. Gene Ontology annotation, cellular component: ribonucleoprotein complex. Bases 205 to 1194 code for a protein of 329 amino acids. Gene Ontology annotation, molecular function: RNA binding.
GACUGAAGUACAUAAUAUGGGGACGAAAUCCCUGGCAACCGCCUACCAGGAGUGGAAUGCAUUUUGGAUUUUGUGAUCGAAAGAACUAAAUCAAGGGAAAUUGGAAGAAAAUACAAGAUCAGUUGGCUGUUUUAUGAGACUUUGAGGAAUCAGUUUUUUUUUCAUCUUGCAUUUUUUUCCAAUCAGCGGACAGACUCUGACAGAAUGGAAGAAGAACAAACAAACCUGAUCAUAAAUUACCUUCCUCAAUCAAUGCAGGAUGAGGAAUUUAAGUCCUUGUUUGAAAGCAUUGGGCCAAUCAAAUCCUCUAAAAUUGUAAGAGAUAAGAAUACAGGGUACAGUUAUGGCUUUGGCUUUGUUGAUUAUCACAGCCCAAAAGAUGCAGCAACUGCCAUCAGCCAAUUAAAUGGAUACCGUGUUGAACACAAGGUUUUAAAAGUGGCAUAUUCUCGCAGAAAUGAGGAGGAAUCCAAGGGAACCAAGUUGUACCUGCAGAAAUUGCCUCUACAUUACACGGAGGAAGAAGUCACAAAUUAUUUGUCUUCAUAUGGAAAUAUUGUUCAAGUUCGAGUUGUUACAGAUCGUGCAACAGGCCAGUCCAAAGGGAUAGGGUUUAUUUUGUUCUGUAAAAGAUCAGAGGCCGAGGCAGCCAUUGCUGAUCUGGAUAACAAAGUGCCCCCUGGUGGAACCCAGCCUCUGAGAAUCAAGUUUGCGGACGACAACGCCAAAAAAGUUAAACCUCCUCCUCAGUAUGACUAUUACUCACAGCCUCCAUAUCCAGUGCAUGGGGGGUAUGGGGAGGGAAUGGAAGGGUCUCGGGGGCCCAUGAGAAACCCAGGGAGUCGGUUUAGGUUUAACCCCAUGGGAAACAGUAGUAGUUACAGUGGGGCAUAUGGAGGGGCGAGCAGUGGGUAUGGUGCCGACUAUUACAGUCCUCCCUCCCAAGGCGGCGGGGGCUAUGUGUUGUUUGUCUAUAAUAUUGGUCCGGAGGCUGAUGAGAAGACCCUGUGGCGAAUGUUUUCUCCUCUUGGAACCGUUACCAAAGUCAAUGUUAUAAUGGACCAUCAGAAAAGUCAGUCUAAAGGUUAUGGUUUUGUUACCAUGCCAAAUUAUGAGGAGGCUGAAUAUGCUAUCCUUAACAUGAAUGGUUACUGCUACAAUGGAAGAGAAUUGUCGGUGUCAUUUAAAACCUAGACUGUAUAUUGAACUGUCUUAGAAUUUAACUACUCUCAUUAUUUGUUCAUUGAUCAUUCAUUUUGUUGUAUUUGUCAAAAGAUUUUACUUGUGCAUUAGUAUAUUUGUAAUUUUUUCAAUACAAGCUGUAUUUUUCCUGAUGAACAUUUUGAUUUGAUAGUGAAAUUUUUGAAUUUACUUUUUUGUAGCCUUUGGCAUCCCAGUUGUCAGAAAGAAGUGGUUUUGUAUGAAGGAAAAAGGAUUUAUAAUGUUCUUUCUGAUGGCUGGGAACAGAUUGAUUGUACCCACUCGACAAUCAGCGGAUAACUAGUGUUUUGUUUUUGAUACAGUUGUUAAUAUAUUUUUCUUUCUUUUUUUUAAGUAUUUCUGGUCUACAUAUGGUCUAGGGUUGAGAUUGUUAGGUUGUGUAAUGCAAGGUUUGACACACUGCAAUAUUUAAUUAUAUUUUCUUCAGUCAUUUUUGAAUCUGAUUAGAUAGUACUGCAGAAAUAAAUGAGCCUAAAGUUGUCACUUUUUGAAAGUAAUACCUGGGUAUUCACAAGAGCAAAAAUUAAAUGAUAUUUUAACUUAUUUAAAAUUCCUAAUUUUAGAUGAGUGAUUGAAAAAAGCAGAUUUUUAAAAACUGUCCAUUUACAACUCCUUAAUACCCCUAUUUUAAAGUUUUUUGGGGUUUUUUUUUUUGGUUUUUUUUUUGCUAUUUCUUUUGGUCAGUCAUUUUUGGUUCUCAUAUAAACUGGACAUUGAAUACUGCAAUAUCUUUAAAAAUUUCAUUGAAAGUACAAUUUAAAAUAAUAUCUCUACCUCCCAGUCCAGAAGCAUUUAUACAUGACAGAGACUUUCUUAUUGUGGUGUGUCAGGCUCUGCAGGAUUUUUUUAUCUCAAGUUCAAAAACAUUUCUUUUCCAUUUUGCAGUUUUAAAUCACAUAUACUUGAUGAAAAAAUGCAAACUUUAAGAUUUAUAAAAUCAUUUAAGACUGAGUAGAAUUUGCCAAAAUGACAUUGCAUGAUUAUGCAUUAGUUCUUGUUUUAGUAUUAUGUACUCUUCAACAGUUUUGGCAACAGCUGAAGCUGUAUUGAUGUACAUGUACAAGUAAAUAAAGUUGAAAGCAUU